AGCAUAGUAAUAUUAUCGUAAAAACCUUUAUAAACCUUUGUAGUAGUGAAGAGUGAAGAGCAAAGAACAAUGAGUGUUCGGUCCAAAAACUUGAACUCUGUAUUUUACGCAGAUUCGUACCAUCCCAUACAAGCUGGCAGCAUCGACGGCACCGAUGUUGUUCCUCACGACAACGCCGUUUAUCGCGCUCAACUCUGUUCCUCCAUUGGCCUUUAUGACCCAUUUGGUGAUCCCAGGGCUGCUGGAGACCCUUAUUGCACUCUCUUCGUCGCUCGUCUCUCUCGCCUCACCAACGAAGAUAAUCUCCGCAAGGUUAUGAGUAAGUAUGGUCGAGUGAAGAACUUCCGCUUGGUUAGGGACAUUGGCCGUUCUAAGAACUAUGGAAUAUACCAGUUUCUCAGGAAUCUAGUGACCGGAGCUUCUCGUGGUUAUGCUUUUGUUGAAUAUGAAACUGAAAGGGAGAUGCGACGAGCAUAUAUGGAUGCUCAUCAUUUGAUUGUUGAUGAUUCUGAAAUCAUAGUUGAUUACAACAGGCAGCAAUUGAUGCCUGGAUGGAUUCCUAGAAGGUUAGGUGGUGGUCUUAGUGGUAAGAAGGAAUCGGGACAACUUCGUUUUGGGGGGAAAGAAAAACCAUUUCGUGCACCCCUGAAACCAAUCCCAUAUGAGGAGUUGAAGAAGCUUGGCAUCCCCCCUCCUCCUGAGGGAAGAUACAUGUCACGCUUUCAGGUGCCAUCGCCUCCUAGGAGAGAAAGGAACCUUUCAGACAGGGAAGAAGACUCUCAUAGUCACAGGAGGGGAUCUAAUGACAGGAACAGGACGGAAGAUAGCCACAGAAGUUCAGUGGACAUUGGUGAAGGGCACUGUAGGAGUUCAAGUCAUCGCGAUGACCACUCACGUGGAAGGAGCUCUUUAGAGAGGAGUGGUCGUUACCAUGAUAGGAGUUCAUCUGAGAAAGAACAUCGAUACAGGAGUUCUACUGACAAAGACAAACAUUCUCAGAAGAGAAAAGAAAGUGACAGGAGUUCUACCGACAAAGAUAAACAUUCUCGGAAGAGAAAAGAAAGUGACAGGAGUUCACCCGAGAAAGAACAUGGACUCAGGAGUUCUACUGACAAAGACAAACAUCAUAGGAAGAGAAAAGAAAGAGAUGAACAGUCUUGAAGGAAGGAAAUAUAGUCGCCAUUCCCCUCACGAGGACUAAGCUGUACAACUCAUUAUUAUCACCAUUCUGUUGUGCUUUUCUGCUUUGUGUAUGGUAUAUGCAUGGGAGGAAUGGGAAUGCAAAGUGGAAAUCCUCAAAGACUUCUCAAUGAACGUGAGACUGGUGCAUGUAUGUUCAAUGAUAGUCAUGCUUUUGGUUUAUAUUUUCAUAGGGGGUGUUGUAUGCAAAAGCACUCAAUCUCAUACCAGGCACAUCUUGCUGUAGAUAAGUCACAGGCAGUAUGCUGAGUGAAAGUUAAGCUUUUUUCCUUAUAACUAAAGGGAAAGAGUUAAGUUUAUUUCAAUUCUUAUUUGCCAAUCAAA
Molecule: messenger RNA, 1524 nt
Organism: Glycine soja
Lineage: Eukaryota; Viridiplantae; Streptophyta; Magnoliopsida; Fabales; Fabaceae
Product: U11/U12 small nuclear ribonucleoprotein 35 kDa protein-like
Exons: 9
Coding region: 70-1161 (363 amino acids)
Biological process (GO): mRNA splicing, via spliceosome
Cellular component (GO): precatalytic spliceosome; U12-type spliceosomal complex
Molecular function (GO): mRNA binding; snRNA binding
Source: RefSeq, a predicted model, not a curated record